This is a messenger RNA of Pseudocercospora fijiensis CIRAD86, 1662 nucleotides long. RefSeq lists its product as uncharacterized. The transcript is spliced from 2 exons. Gene Ontology annotation, molecular function: flavin adenine dinucleotide binding; oxidoreductase activity, acting on CH-OH group of donors. The coding region runs from base 1 to 1662 and encodes 553 amino acids. The record is from RefSeq and is a predicted model, not a curated record. NCBI's taxonomy places the organism in Eukaryota, Fungi, Ascomycota, Dothideomycetes, Mycosphaerellales, Mycosphaerellaceae.
AUGGCAAUUGGCAAGAAGGUCUUGCUCUUGGCUUCGGCGAUUUGUGUCCAUGCAUUGCCAGCCGGUCCAACUGAUGGAGCACAACAGGCAUGGGACGUGAUCAUUGUCGGUGCUGGACCUGCUGGAAUUGUCACUGCAAAUCGCAUGAGUGAGGCAGGCAAGAAGACAUUAUUGCUUGAACAGGGCGGACCAAGUUACUACAUUACUGGAGGACGAGAUCGACCACCCUGGCUGGACAACACUCAGUUGAGCCGCGUAGAUGUGCCGGGAUUAUACAAGUCGAUCUUUUCGAACCAAGGCAACCUCACAUGCCAGGGCAAAGUCGAUAAGUUGUUUACCGGAUGCACAAUUGGUGGUACCUCUGCUAUCAAUGCAGAGCUCUUUUUCCAGCCUCCAGACUCAGACUUUGAUCGAUACUUCCCGGAUACUUGGAAGUCUAAGGACGUAGCGAAUGCAAUUGCCAAAGUGCACAAGGCCCAGCCAUCUACGGACACCCCAUCCAAAGAUGGUAAACGAUAUCUACAGAGUGGCUAUGAUGCUGCGCAAAAGUGGUUAGUCGGAGGCGCAGGCUACAGUCAAGUCGACUUCAAGCAGCAACCUAACCAAAAGACCAAGGCAUUUGGUCAUCCUUACUUUGCCUAUGAAGACGGACAACGAAGUGGACCCGUCAAGACAUACCUUCAGGCCGCGCUGUCCCGAUCGAAUUUCCACCUCAUGAGCGGAGUGCAAGUCAAGAAGGUCAUCCGGAAUGGUGCCCAAGCCACUGGUGUCGAGGCAACAAUCGACGGCACCAAGACCACCUUCAACACUGCAAACAACGGCAAGGUCAUUCUCAGUGGAGGAGCUCUCUUCAGCCCGCAACUCCUAAUGCUUUCAGGAAUCGGCCCACCCGACUCGCUCACAAACCUCUCCCACAAUGGCCUCCUCACCACGCCCUCAUCAUCCUGGAUCAACAACACCGCCGUCGGCGACGGUCUCUACGACAAUCCCAACACCUUCAUCCUCCUCUCCGGCCCAAGCGUGGAGGCAUAUCAUUGGGACUACAGCUCCCCAAUCCCCUCCGACCGCGACCUCUACCUGACCUCCCAUUCCGGCCCCUACGCCUUCGCCGGCGAAACCACCACCUUCUGGGACACCAUCACCUACCCCAACGGCGACACCGUCACUCUCCAAGGCACGCUCGACGCCGUAGGUUUCAGCAAAUUCACCGGCAAAAACGACAUCACCUUGAACGUCUACGGCACCUCCGGCAUAAAAUCCACCGGCCGCGUCUCCCUCAACGAAAAAGGCAUCCCCGGUGUCGCGACACCUUUCCUUUUAUCCAACCCCCAAGACGUCGAUGCGAUUUCCACAUUCGUGAAAUCUAUCUUGACGCAUUUAGAAGGUAGUCCCCUCACAUCUCUCAAUCUCCCUCCUAAUGCGACGAAAGAUGAGAUUUCGAGGUAUAUUACCACGCCUUCGGAGUUUACGCUUGGGUAUGUGAAUCAUUGGAGUUCGAGUUGUGGGUUUGGGGGGUGUGUGGAUGCGAAUGCGAAGGUUAGGGGGAUGGGGAAUUUGUUUGUGGUGGAUGCGAGUAUUGUUCCGCCUUUGAGUGUGAAUCCGGUGUUUGGGAUUAUGGUCGUGGCGGAGAGGGCGUGUGAGUUGAUUUUAGGGUUGAAGUAG